Messenger RNA from Lycium barbarum (goji berry), 4016 nucleotides. Its product is annotated as pentatricopeptide repeat-containing protein At3g53360, mitochondrial. NCBI's taxonomy places the organism in Eukaryota, Viridiplantae, Streptophyta, Magnoliopsida, Solanales, Solanaceae. The record is from RefSeq and is a predicted model, not a curated record. Gene Ontology annotation, molecular function: protein binding; RNA binding. The coding region runs from base 1 to 2256 and encodes 751 amino acids. The transcript has a single exon. Gene Ontology annotation, biological process: RNA modification.
AUGAUAAAAUGGUUAGGAUCAAUCCGGAACUAUGUUAAUCAUAGUAUCCAGCCUUUUUUGAAGAAUGAACAGUCAAGUAAUGAUCAUAUAAUUUUCCUGUGUAAGCAAAAGUUAUUUAAACAAGCUUUAGAGGCAUUCGAGUUGUUAGAAAGGAACACAUCUUAUAAUUUGUAUCCAAGCACGUAUGCACAGCUAGUAUCCGCGUGUUCGUCCCUUAGAUCCCUGCAAUAUGCGAGGAAAAUUCAUAGUCAUGUAUUAGCAUCGAAUUAUCAGCCAGACAUGAUUUUUCAUAACCAUUUGUUGAAUAUGUAUGGUAAAUGUGGGUCGUUGAAGGAUGCUCGAAAGGUGUUUGACGAAAUGCUUGAACGGAAUUUGGUAACUUGGACUUCUAUAAUUGCUGGGUACUCACAAAAUGGUCAGGAGAAUGAAGCUUUGAGUCUUUACUUUCAAAUGCGACAGUUUGGUCUUAUACCAGACCAGUUUACAUUUGGAAGCGUAAUCAAAGCGUGCUCGAAUAUGAAUCAAGUGGAGUUAGGGAAGCAGUUGCAUGGCCAUGUGAUUAAAUCGGAACAUGGUUCCCACCUUAUUGCUCAGAAUGCACUGAUCGCGAUGUAUACGAAGUUUAGUCAAGUUAACGAGGCAUUGACAGUGUUCUCGCGUAUUAAAUCGAAGGAUUUGAUUUCGUGGAGCUCAAUGAUUGCUGGAUAUUCACAGCUUGGUUAUGAAUUAGAAGCUCUGCCCUGCUUGAAAGAGAUGCUUAGUCAGGGAAUUUACAGAGUGAAUGAAUUCGUUUUUGGUAGCGUUUUUAAUGCCUGUAGAAGUCUUGCACGAGCUGAAUAUGGAAGACAAAUACAUGGUUUAAGUAUAAAAUUCGGGCUUAGUUUUGAUGCUUUUGCUGGUUGUGCUGUUACUGACAUGUAUGCCAGAUGUGGAUGGUUGUGGUCUGCAAGAACUGCAUUCUACCAGAUAGGAAAUCCCGAUCUCGUAUCCUGGAAUGCUCUGAUUGCGGGGUUUGCAUAUGGAGGUAAUCCUGAUGAAGCUAUAUGUCUAUUUUCUCAGAUGAGAACUUUGAGGUUGACCCCAGAUGAUGUCACAGUUCGUUCUUUACUUUGUGCCUUUGUAAGUCCAUCUGCUCUCUUUCUAGGAAAGCAAGUGCACUGCUAUGUUAUUAAGAGUGGCUUUGAUAUAGAGAUUUCCGUCUCUAAUACAUUACUUUCAAUGUAUGCUAACUGUUCAGAUCUUCCGGAUGCACAUAAAAUUUUCAAUGAGAUAAACUGUAAGGCAGAUUUAGUCUCGUGGAAUGCCAUUCUUACCGCUUAUCUACAACAGAGAGAUUCUGGAGAAGUCUUCUCAUUAUUUAAAAUGAUGCUUCUUUCUUCUAAUAAGCCUGAUCAUAUUACAUUAGUUAAUAUGCUUGGGGCUUCUGGAAAAGUAGCCUCGUUGGAAGUAGGAGACCAGGUUUGUUGCUACGCCAUGAAAAAUGGGCUAAGUGAAGAUAUUUGUGUCAUGAAUGCUUUAAUUGACAUGUAUGUGAAAUGUGGACAUAUGACAAGCGCUAAAAAGCUCUUUGAUAGUAUGAAGAACCAUGAUGCGGUCUCAUGGAGUAGUUUAAUAGUGGGGUAUGCUCAGUUUGGAUACGGAGAAGAAGCUCUGGAUCUCUUCCAGAAGAUGAGAUAUUUAGCUGUCAAGCCAAACCAAGUUACCUUUGUCGGUGUUUUGACUGCUUGUAGCCAUGUUGGACGAGUAAAAGAAGGCUGGCAAUUGUUCAGAGCCAUGGAAACGGAGUUUGGUAUUGUACCAACUAAAGAGCAUUGUUGCUGUGUGGUUGACAUGCUUGCCCGAGCUGGCUGCAUAGAAGAAGCAGAAGCUUUUAUCAAUCAAAUGGAACUUGAUCCUGAUAUUGUGGUGUGGAAAACUUUGUUAGCUGCUUGUAAGACACGUAACAAUCUUGAUGUUGGCAAACGAGCUGCAGAGAAAAUCUUGGAGAUUGAUCCCUCGAAUUCUGCAGCACAUGUGUUACUCUGUAACAUUUUUGCUUCUACUGGCAGUUGGAAGGAUGUUGCAUCACUGAGGGGUCUGAUGAGACAAAAAGGUGUCAAAAAGGUUCCAGGUCAAAGCUGGAUCGAAGUCAAGGACCGGAUCCAUGUCUUCUUGGCUGAGGAUUCUAUGCACCCCGAAAGGGACAGAAUAUAUUCCAUGCUAGAUGAACUAUGGCUACAGAUGCUAGAUGAUGAUUAUUUGCCCAUUCAGAUUUAAGUUUUAGGGGGUAAAACAUUUGGACGAGAUGAGUAAUGGAUACACACUUCUCGCAUUGUCCAUUGUCUUGACUAGAGAGACAAUCAUCGACAACAACAACAUACCUAGUGUAAUCCCACAAAAAUGGGGUGGCUAGAGAAACAAUGAAGCAGCAAAUAGCUGUCUGCCGGUUUCCGAAGUACAAUUUGCCGUUGUUUCAUAUAGAGAUGUAUUUCGAGUUCCAGAUUGCAGAUUAACUGAAGAUACCAUGGAAGAUUGCUGCCAAUUUGGAAUAGAGAAAGAGAUGACUAUGAAAGAUGGCUCUACUGCUUUUAAGGAGUGAAUGAAUCCCUCAUUUGAGGAACCUCUACUGUUUUGACGAGUAGACACAAGAAGCAGCAGUACGCUGUUAUUAUUCCUAGCAUCACUGGUACAUCCUCAUUUUCAAGGCAUACGUCUUCUUUGUGAUCUUCAAACUGCACUGAUUACCCGCCCGGAAAAUAACAGCCUGGUGUUUGAGAAGUAUCUUGGAGCCAGCAAGAAGAUAACGAGAAAGGAUUCUGAAGGGGUCAUUAGAAUUUAUGAGCACGCCCGACAUGUCUCUUACAACACAUGAAAGUUUGCAGACUGAGGUUGAGUUUGUGAGUAGUUCACUCCUUUCUCAGUAAAUGGUCACCAUGUUGAGGAAGAAUCUCUGCCAAGCCUUCAUGCAAAAGUCUUGUGAAAUUUGUUGAUUUCUCUGUUUACUGGCUGAAAAAUAGGCCAAGAGAUACUUCCAUAAAACUUGUAAUCUUCUUAGACCUAAGGAAUUGACGCAGUGUACCAACUAAGGCGCAAGAUUUAAAGAAUCACGAGCUGUAACUCUCAGAUCCAUUAGCUCCCUUGUAGUGAAGAAGUGAGCUUAUAUAUGCAGAAAAGCAGCUCUGACGUACUCAAUGCCUGAUAGAGAUUUCCCAUAUGCAUCCCCGGUGGUUGGGAAUCUGCUAUUUGUGCGUGGUGGAGAAACAAGGGGAAGCCCGUGAUAACCAUAUUCUCAAGCCCAAAUUACCGACAAAUUACUAUGUUUGGUAAGAGAUGCAGCACCUAGGUUGCCUGGAUGCAUAGGAAUCAAAAUUGAUCUCUUUGGUUAGACUCACAGUUAAUUAUUGUGGUAUGGAAGUUCACUAAACUGUUAGUGAAGCUUUGGACCGCUUGCUCUAAGAAAGUGAUUACUGCAUAACAUUUCAGAAGAAAUGGGUCUUUGGGCCUAUUUUGAUGGUCAUCCACCAAAAAACAGAUUUCCAGUAUGAAACUACAUGCUCAGUAAAGAGUAGGAAGAGGGCUAAGAAAAAGGAACUCUUAAAUUUGAGCACUGCAGAUUAGACUUCUGAAAAUUCAUUGGAACUAGAAGGCAUUUGGUGUAAACUGCAGCCGGCUAUGUUAGGAGUUGCUUAAAGUGUUCCAAGAGGAGAUUGCUACAUAGGCCUUAGACUGAACCGAUCUAAUGACCAUCAUAUGGGUUAAUGCAUUUGCACCUCUAUGACUUUUGUGAGUUUUUGCCAUGAUGUUCUUUGUUUGUAGUUGAAAUGGUUCAUCAACCUGUUUAGGGAUGGUAUUGAAGAUAUAAUACAUCAAUUCUGAUUUCCAAGACCCUUGUUUAUCCUAAAUCAAAGUGGAAAUUUCAAAUAUAAUGGUUGAGUACUGAUAUAUUGAAUUUUUGUGGUGCAUAUUAGUAUGAUGUUUCUAAUUAUAUGUAUCUUAAUAUGACUAGAAAACUUGAAAAUAAAGAAACAUUGAUUUUC